Molecule: messenger RNA, 825 nt
Organism: Morus notabilis
Lineage: Eukaryota; Viridiplantae; Streptophyta; Magnoliopsida; Rosales; Moraceae
Product: legumin type B
Exons: 3
Source: RefSeq, a predicted model, not a curated record
AUGGCAAAGCGCUCUUUUCUGUCUCUUUCCCUUUGCCUGCUCGUUCUCUUCCAAGGCAGCCUUGCCAUCUCUCGCUCUCGGUCAGAGGAGUACUCUCGCCGGCAGAAUGAGUGCCAGUUCGAUCGCCUCCAAGCCCUCGAACCCGACAGCCGCAUUCAGGCUGAAGCCGGAGUCAUCGAGUCGUGGAACCCCAAUCACGACCAGUUCCAAUGCGCUUGUGUCGCCGUCGUUCGCCGCACCGUCGAACCCAACGGCCUUCACUUGCCUUCUUACACUAACACUCCUCAACUCAUGUACAUUGUGAGAGGAAGGGGUAUCAUAGGAACUGUAUUCCCUGGUUGCGCCGAGACUUUCGAAGAGUCCCAGAAAGGACAGGGCCGUAGCUCACAACCGGAAGACCGUCACCAGAAACUCCGACACGUAAGGGAAGGCGACAUCGUCGCAAUCCCAGUCGGAGUUGCCUACUGGAGCUACAACAACGGCGAUCAACAACUCGUCUCCGUUACUCUUCUCGACACCAGCAACGUCGAGAACCAGCUUGAUCAAAACCCUAGAAGAUUCUAUCUUGCUGGCAACCCUGAAGACGAAUUCGAGCAACAACAACAACAAUAUCAAGAACAGCAAGGACGUGAACCAAGCCGCCGCCGACGUGGCUCAGAGGACAAGCACAACAUCUUCAGAGGUUUGAACACUAGAUUCAUCGAGGAAGCAUUCAACGUGGACUCUGAGACCGCAAGGAGAAUUCAGGGCCAAAACGACAACAGGAACAACAUCAUCAAGGUAAAGGGAGGUCUUGACUUGGUGAGCCCGUUGAGAUCAAGUCAA